Messenger RNA from Armigeres subalbatus, 1440 nucleotides. RefSeq lists its product as uncharacterized. The record is from RefSeq and is a predicted model, not a curated record. Bases 129 to 1415 code for a protein of 428 amino acids. The transcript is spliced from 4 exons. NCBI's taxonomy places the organism in Eukaryota, Metazoa, Arthropoda, Insecta, Diptera, Culicidae.
CUUCUUCGAGUGUAAUUGUGCAUAUUUGUCCUUAGUCGCACUUCGUUGUCCGCCAUGAACGUUCGAUUACUAGAAAUCGAUUAAACAUUAAUUAGUGCCCGCGUAAAGUCGAAGCAAUUGGUUUCGGGAUGAGUAAAUCACCGUCGUCGGAGACGACCAGCGAAACGCUGAGUGUUAGCGACGAGUCCAUAGCCACUUCCGUGGUCAAUUCGAGUAUCCCGAUAAGGCCCAAUGUCGCCAAACCAGCGAAGAAAGCCGCCAAGGACGAUGCGAGGGAACGUCCUCCGUGGCGUCCGGCAAGCAUUGCACAGGGAUUGGUUCCGACCGUACCAAAACCCGAUUUGCGAGCUAGGAUUCUAGAUGUGUCUAAACGGCUGCGUCGGGUCAAUGUAUCCGCCCAAACCGAUCCGGUUCAUACGAAACUCAUGAAGGAAGCAUCCACGGAUGAGCCGACAGACCUCAUUCCGAUGGUGGACGAGGAAAUUCUCACCGAUGGGAAUCUCGUGAUUCGAGAAAUUGGCAAUUUUAUUCUAACACAUUCGGUGGCGCAAAUGACAGAGUGCGUUGCAACUGUUGAUGCGUCAACUCAAACGGCUCUUCCCCGUAGUGGCAUUUCGUUCCGAAAGUUCCUGGAUACAGGUGCUGGAGACGGUCCAAAACCGCAGGUAAUUAUAGAUGAGGCUCCCAGUGAUGAACACAUGGAAAAGUCAUCUAGCUUGACGGAGUUGAUGAAAAUUGACGAAAAAAUCAGGAAAUUCUUCAGAACAUCGGACAUAGAAGAGUUGGAUCACCUCGAUGAUAUCGAAUCCAACCACAGUAGCGACAGUAUCAAAGAACAACCUACCCCGGAUCUACUGGCAGGUUCAUCACAAGACGCAACCCAGCACAAACCGCGAUUGCUGGAACCACCCACCUUCAACUCCUGGCAAAAUCUGGACUUCUCAGACGAAGAAUCGGAACACUACGUACCGCGCGAACUACCACGACGUUCAAUCGGCGAGGGCAACCGUCCUUGGGCCGAGUUCAAAGACAUGGUGAUUGGGUCCCGAUUGGCAAACAUGCGCCUUUCUCCGAUACCUCCGCGUCGGCCACGUCCUAACAAGAAAACCGUCACCUGGAGCGACACGCAGCAUCGGGCCGUAUCCGAUCUACUCCACGAGGCGACCGCUUUGGUAGACAUGUUCGACCACGUCUCAAUGCUUCUCGGGCCGGACAUCAAGCUUCACUCGAUCCCACCGCAAGACGAUAUUAAACUGCCCCCACCCAAGUGGGAACCUCUGCUGAGCAAGUCGUGUGAUUUGUUGGAGGAGAAACUGGCAAAGGUGCGGCAUCUGACAUUCGAAGACUUGGACAACGAUUUACUGCUGCAACCGGUCAAGUCGCAGCCUGUUAUCGAUCUGGAAGUGACAUUGUGAGAGCCGAAGCAUACAACCAUUUAGU